CACGGAUCAAUCGAUAGAUUCCAGAUUUGCAAAGCUAAUGGUAAGUUGAUAGAGUCACCCGUUCCAAUAGAGUUCUCCGCUGAGCAAGUCAGCAGUUUUCCAACUGAGAUACUCCCGUCGUCACCUAUUCAUACCUUGUGUUGUACCCAGGUCGAUAUAGCAUAGUGCCGCAACGAUGGAAGACGCGAAUAUAGAGCAGAGUUUUGAAUUCGUUACUCGAGAUUUGGUACCAGCCCCUGCCCUCAAACCCGAAGACCCGCCCCAGAAACUCAUCGCCGACCUCUGCGCAUGGCUCCAGCCCACCGACUUUCUCUCGCCAGGGAAUGGUUUCAUGAAGCACCUACGAUCGCACGCUCCCGGUACCAGCAGGUGGUUCCAAAAUUCAUCUAUCCUCCGUUCUGGCAAGUCUGUCCUUGCCGCCAACACCAUCCACUGGCUCCAGCAGUCAGGCAGAGUUGUCCUCUUUUUCUUCUUCCGUCAGAUUGUCGACAAGAACCAUAGAGCAAAGUACCUCGUGCGUGACUUUGCGGCGCAGUUGCUCCCUCAUUGCCCUGCCCUCGCGACAUCGUUGAUGGCGCUGUCGCAGAAUCAUGCCAUCAGUGACUGUGAGAUGGACUUGGUAUGGCCCGCCAUUACCAAGGCUCUUACUGAGGAAGGUGUGGGAGAACAGGUCUUCUGUGUGGUCGAUGCCUUGGACGAGAUGGACGACUGCGACUUCGGCGAUAUGGCUCGACGGCUCGUCGCCUUUGGCACAUCCAAGCCUGAGAAGAUACGGGUUAUGAUGACAAGUAGGCCGCUACCCGAAAUAUUGCAGGCGCUUGCAGACCCGCAUAUAAGGCAGUUCAAGCUUGACCCUGCCCUUCUUUCCUCGGAUGUCGCUCGUUAUGUCGACGACCGCAUGGCUACCUUUGAGCCGGCCCUUGGCGAUGAGAAAAAAGAGCUGGUGGCGAAGACCAUUUGCGACCGGGCAGGUGGCUUGUUCCUCCAUGCGCGACUCGUGUUAGAUAGCCUCGUCGAGGGGCUACAGGACGGUCGCAUCACGGAAGAGACCCUACCUGACAGCCUAGACCGCCUCCCUCGGGCCCUGCAUGGAGUCUAUGAGAGCGCACUGGCUGAGCAUGCCCGACGCAGUGGCAUAGAACAGGAGCAGCAGGCUAAGAUUCUCAUGUGCGUGACGCAUACAAGCCGGCCGUUGCGGCUAAUCGAACUUGGCUCGCUACUCUCUCGUAUGCUUAAGCUUGAUCUCCGGCAGGGCAAGGAUUUAGCCCGAGCUGCCUGCGGAAGAUUGCUCGAGGUCCUCGAGGAUGAAUCCGUAACGGUGAUUCACCAUUCCUUUACCGAGUUUCUACAAGAUGUCAGUCGCGAUGCUGAUCUCGCUGGAUUUCCGGUGUUGGAUAGCGCGACCUCACACAGCAUGCUAGCGGUGCUGUCCUUGGAAUAUCUCUAUAGCUGCCCAAAAUUCGACAUGACGAUUGACGACAAAACGGGCGCAAACCAGGACUUCGGCUCUUAUUUUGAAAAUUACUCGUACCAUUCUUCAGAGAGAGCUAGGCGGGAUGAAAUCUGCACUGACACACGAAUAUGUCACCCCCUGGCCGAGUACGCCGCGAGCAACCUCAGCUUUCAUCUUGACAGAGCAGCCGAAGGCGGUCCUACUCACCAUCUCUUGACCGCGCUUGACCGCUAUUUUACACCUGAGAAACCUGCCCUGGAGAAUUGGGCGCUAUUCAUGGGCUGGCGGGGUCGAUUAUCGGCUUCUGUCAACGUCUUCCACUUGGCUGCCGCGAUCCGAGACCACCAAUCACUACCGCUGUUUGUCUUGGAUCAUUUUGCGAAGACAUGGCCAGAAUCCCUGUCAGCUCGUGAUUCGGAUGGCCGCACACCGCUAUCUUACGCAGCGCAAAGUGGCCAAGCCGAAAUCGUCAGCUUCCUGCUUGCUAAGGGCUCGGAUCCAGGCGCUUCAGGCAAGGAUGGCCUGACACCCCUUCACUGGGCCGUGUAUAACGAGCAUCUAUCCGUUGUUAAGCUCCUGCUUGAUGCUGGCGCCGACCCCCUUACUAAACGAGGCCCAGUUCUUAAAGGGUAUGAUGAGCGCGAGGAAGAGAAGGUCGAGACUUGGAGAGAGACCGCGCUGGGCUACGCAUUCGCAGGUGAAGAUCCUCAUAUGAUAGAAGCAUUCAUGCCAUUCAUUCCACCUGAUAUGAUCCACCGGUUCUUUCAAGAAGCAAGCGAUGAGAAGAUCAUUGAAACUUUCCUUGAUACGAAUAAAGUGGAUGUUGAUUCUCUCUGGGAGGGAAAAACGAAACUCUAUCAAGCAACAGCGAACUGCUGGCCAGGCGUGGUCGAGCUACUUAUCAGGCGAGGCGCAGACCCGAACAAGAGAUGCUGGCCUCGCCGUGGCAGCAAGGUGCAAGACAGGCUUGGCUAUUAUGAGGGAGGGCCAACACCUCUGCACGGCCUCGCUGUUCAGCGAUCAACAUAUCGCCUGUCCAAGGGGGAUCAAAAAGAUGCGGAGCAGAUUGUUCGGGCGCUCGUUGGGGCUGGCGCUGAUGUCAAUGCCACUGUGGAUGGCUGGGAUGAUGCCACGAGCAUGACACCUUUACAUCUUUCUCUCCGAAGCGCCGACUUACGUUGGAACUGGGACGGUUCCAACAAAUCCGCAGAAAUUCUCACCGGACUGUUUCUCACGAUGAGUGCGGACCCCAAGGCGAAGACCAAGGAUGGAAAUACGCCUAUGCACAUUGCUGAUCCUCGUAAGGCCCAGCUAAUCGAUAUGCUUGUUAGCCGUGGGGCUGAUAUCAACUCCCGUAACGCUCUCGGGAGGACACCUUUCCUCGAGAUUCUUUACCGCCUCGGCACCCAGUCCAUUCAUCAGUCCUUUCAGCAGUUGUGCAUCGAGAGCUUGAACAAGCUGCUGGACCUCGACGCUGACCCAAAUGCUGUGGACAACAACGGAGACACUGCUUUCCACCACAUUCUCGGCUGCUUGGGGAAUCUCAGCAGCCCUGAAUCAGAAUGUAUACUUUUGCUAAAGAGGCUAUUGCAAGCCGGCGUGGGUCUCAGCAAAAAAAACAAGAAAGGACAGCCUCCUCUCCUACGAUACAAUGGUGGGCAUAAAUACUUUAGAGCGGCAGGCAGCGAUGACGAGAAAACGCUCCGAGCCCUGAUAAGCUUUGGGAUGGACGUUAACGUGAAGGAUGAUCUGGGCCGAAAUGUCCUCUGGGCCAUCACGGAGCCAAGAUCUGAAGAUCUCAACGUCCUCGAAAAGUUCAUACGGCUCGGUGCCAAUGUUAAAGAGCGUGCAAGCGAUGGUCAAACGUUGCUGCACGCCGCAGUAAAGCACGAGAGGUCAGCUGAUUGGGUUCGUCUCCUGGUCUCGGAAGGCGUAGAUCCAGCCAUCACGAGUGCCGACGGAGACACUCCUAUUCAUACCUUACUUGUGGAGCUUCAAAGAAGAUCUCUAUCCAGCUGGUAUGCGCAAAAGAUACUUCCAGUGCUAGUCGACAUUGGGGUCUCGCCGCUAGUUAGCAAUGCGAAGGGGCAGACAGUUCUUCACCUGGCGGGGGACCUGCACACUUUGGAGCGUAUUGUUACUGCGUCCUACUUUCAAGGCCUAGACAUCAACCAACCUGAUCUUGAUGGCUUCACACCACUUCAUUUUGCUGUCCAACUUGGGGAAGUUGCGGCAAGUGUGCACGUCAAGUUUGGUGCUAAUCCGAUGGCGCUUUCUGCAACUGGUCUUUCGCCGCUUCACCUCGCCGCUCGCCACGGUGAGGCUGGCGUUGUCGUCAUGCUUUUAGCUAAAUACCGGGAACGUGGUGUGCUCGGGAAGUACGUCAAUAUGAUCGGUGAAGGUAGAACGCCACUCCACUAUGCCUGCCGAUCAGGAAGUCCAGAGAGCGUCUGGGCCUUGUUAUGUAACGGAGCGGACCCUCGACGUGAGGAUGAAAUGGGGCUGACACCACUGCAUGCCAUGGCGGAAAGUCAUGGCUUGUCAUGUCUGGCAAAACUGCCAGAGGCUCCCACUCACGCUGCCGAGAUGAUUGAGAUGCUUCAACAAGCAGGUGUUGAUCUCACAGCCGAGACUACAAUUAGGGCAGGAGAUGGCGACGAGAUAAGAAAAGUUUCACCUUUGGACUUGGCGGUAGAACGAAGGUCAUGGGGAAUGGUCAGAGAACUGCUUUCACGAGGAGCGAAGAUUCGUGACAGGAACAGUCAGUCUGAAGAGUUCAUCCUGGCCACGGACAAGAACAAAGCCGUAGAGGAAGCGCGGGUAUCACAAGCAAGACUGCCGGGUGACGAGGGCAUCUCAGGUCAUGAUGGGCACUGGCGAGGCCGUUGGGCAUUCGGGGCGGCGCCGGUUGAGGAACGAACUCGCUUUAUUCUUGGUGGCCAAGCGAUCCUGGAUGCGCAGACUGAGUUCAAGGAUGGCAAGCCUCUCCACCUAGAUAUGCUAUCCGCUGCGCUGAGGGAUGGCGAUUAUGACAGCGUAAAGGAGUAUGCUCAGCUUGGGGGUAAUGUUCUUGCACUGAGAUAUGGCCCCGAGGGAAACGACACACUGCUUCAUUGCCUCGUCAAAUGGGGAUGCGUGGAAUUACUUGGGCACUUUUGCGAUAGUCCUGUGAAGCUGGGAGCUCAGGCGAGGAUCCAAGAAGGAGGAGGUGGAUUCUGUGGCACGUUGCUUGGCACAGCCUGUGAGCGAUCUCACCCGUCUCUACACAUUAUCCAGUUGCUCAUAGAGAGGAUUGGCAUUGACGUCGAUGUCGUAGAUAGCCGGAGCGGGGGAACAGCAGUUCAUAUCCUCGCUCAAGGUGGACACUGGUGGCAAGUUGAGGCGUUGAAGUACAUUCUCGCCCAAGGAGGCGACAUCGAGGCGCGAAACAAAACUGGCAUGACGCCGCUGCUUGCGGCCAUCUAUCGAACUCGAUCAGGCUCUCUUGGGAGGUGGAAUGAGGAAGCGGUUCGCGUGCUGCUGGAACACGGAGCCAACCCCAAUGAGACUGUCAUGGUCAGGAAGGUGGACGGUACGACGGAGCCUGGCCUCUCCGCACUGGAGAUGUGGGGAGAGCCCGGUAUCGUCAAGCUCUUGCUGGACUACGGUGCAAGUAUGAAGGAAUUCACAGGGCUGGUGGCUCGGGCAAUAAAGGAAACCAUGGAGCCUAGGACGGUGAAGCUGCUGUUGGACGCUGGUGGGGAUCCAAACGAGCUGUCGCAGGUGGCCAGCCAUCAACAAAUUGCCGAGUACCACAACAGGGGCGUUGAGGAAUCAGAGCACCAGGGUGCAAGCGAUGAAGAGGAAGAGGAAAGCGAAGAAGAAUAUGUCAGAAGAAAGAUUCAUCGCGAGUUGGGGGCGCACAAGCGGUUUGCAAACCCGCGUUAUGCUCUCCAUGAAGCGGCCCGACCAACCGAUAGUUUCUCUUCACCGGCUGACUAUGAGCAGCGGCAACUAGCUAUCAUGGAAUUGCUCCUGUGUAAGGGUGCUAAUCCUUGGGCCACUUACACAGAUGGCAGUUCUGCCCUGCAACGUAUCAUAGAGGACCGCGGCCUCGUUGCUGGGUUUAUUCCUCGCUGUACUGAGGAGCACAUAAACCGCAAGGGUGGCUGCGACCGCACACUCCUGGCUUCAGCCUGCAUUCCCCUCUGCCGAGCCGGCUAUCAUUACUUGGUAAUCCACGUCCUCUUAGAGCACAGAGCAAAUCCUUUGCUUGCGGACGAUGGGGGUCGCACACCAUUACAUUGGUUUUGUACACUUGAUACCGAGUUUGAUGAGCCUCAUCGGAAAGCGUUCGUUGCUCUGGUAGACCACGGACCGGACGCCGUUCAUAUGGCGGAUCUCAAGGGCCGCAAACCUAUCCAUCUCGCCUUGGAGAAGUAUGAGGACAGUUCUCAGAUGUCUACCUUUGCUAUCCGCCACCUCAUGGCAGCAGGUGCUGAGAUGAGCGAGUCCGAUCCAGUAACAAGCAACUCGGCACUCCAUACAAUCGCACCCCGUUUGGUAGGUGAGAAGACAGCGGGCGCUGAUGCGGCUACUCUCUUUCGAGACGUAGCAAUCACCAUUGACAUCAACACGCGGAACGCCUCGGGCGAGACACCCGUGUUCAGUUUCAUGGCAGCUGGGUGGAAGGGAACACGCGACGCUGAUUACGCACUCGCCCACGAUAUAUUUCACGACACCUCCUUGGCUAUGUUCAUAGAGCUUGGCGUAGACCUGAUGGCCGUGGACGCGAGGGGACGCACGUUGUUGCACGCCGUGGCUGAUAGGAAUGUUAGAGACACAGGCGUCAAUUGGGACCAGAUGGAAGAUGUCGAGAGGUCUUUCCAAGUGCUGAUGGAGCUCGGCGUUGAUCCCCACAGGGAGGACCAAGACCUCAGGACCGCCGCUGAUGUAGCGGUCGCGAGACGAUUAAGAAGGGUUGUUGAUCUGUUCGGCGGAAAGGACAAAAUCGAAGAAGACGAUAAGGAAUAG
Molecule: messenger RNA, 6466 nt
Organism: Colletotrichum scovillei
Lineage: Eukaryota; Fungi; Ascomycota; Sordariomycetes; Glomerellales; Glomerellaceae
Exons: 3
Coding region: 176-6466 (2096 amino acids)
Biological process (GO): regulation of barbed-end actin filament capping
Cellular component (GO): nucleus; cytoplasm
Molecular function (GO): protein binding
Source: RefSeq, a predicted model, not a curated record